AGGACCAAAGACUGAGAAAAAGAAAUAAUGAGAGAAAUAUAAAGCUAAAUAUAGACAUCAAAUCAUAAAGACUUCACAAGGACAUCUGAGGAUAUGACAGAAACAUGUUAUAAUAUCAUCAUGGGUCUACGUGACUUCCUAAAGGAGUAUAUUCACGGCUUCUGGGACUAUGAGACUCCUAAGGUGAUGGUGGUUAAGAACAGAACCCUUGGAGUGAUUUACAGGGGUGUUCAGUUUCUUGUGAUCACUUAUUUCAUCUGGUAUGUCUUUAUAAGUCAGAAAGCUUACCAAGAGAGUGAAACCCGUCCAGAGAGCUCUAUUUACACUGUCAUGAAAGGUUCAGCGGUUCAUGGAAAUGAGAUCCUGGACACUGUGGAGUACGCCCGACCCUCAGAGGGUGGCGAUGUGAUUAGCACAAUACUAAGACGAGAAUUCACAUUUGAUCAGAGACAAGGCACCUGUGCUGAGCAUUUCAGCGUUGCCAACGCCAACUGCACGACAGAUUCUGACUGCACUGAGGGGGAAGUCGACUUCAGUGGCCAUGGCAGAAGGACCGGCAGAUGUGUUCAGUACUACAACCACACCUUUAAAACGUGUGAGAUACAAAGCUGGUGUCCGAUUGAGGAAUACGCUGUAGUACGAGAACCACCAUUAGUGGAGGCCAUCAAUUUCACAGUGUUCAUCCGGAACUCUAUCCACUUCCCCAAAUUUAAAGUGCUGAGGGGAAAUACUAAAGAUGCUGUAAACAAGCGAGCCAGUAAGAGAUACCUGAAUAAGUGUCACUACGAUGAGGAGAGGGACCCAUACUGUCCCAACUUCCGCUUGGGAUACAUCGCAGCACAAGCGAGGGAAAAUUUUAGUGAGCUCUGCAGGACCGGAGGGGUGAUUGGUGUUUUCAUCAACUGGAAGUGUAACUUGGAUCUGGAUCCUUCCCACUGUAAACCCACGUACUCAUUCCGCCGCCUCGACCUCCGAAAGGAUCUGCCCAACUCUGGUUAUUAUUACAGGUUUGCCAAAUACUACAGUAAGGAUGGGGUAGAAACUCGGACACUAAUCAAAGCCUAUGGCAUUCGACUAGAUAUCAUAGUUCAUGGACACGCUGGUAAAUUUAGUCCUAUUCCAACCAUCAUCAGCACAGUUACUGCUAUGACCUCUGUUGGGAUUUGUAGCAUAAUCUGUGACUGGAUCAUGCUCACAUUUAUUGACAAGAAUGAGGUCUACAGUGAGAGAAAGUUUGAUGAAGUGAUCAAGGAGCCCACAGAUCCCAUUUCCACAGAGCUCAGCUACAUCAACAGCUUUGGCUCAAACCAUUCUGACCUGUCAGAUGGUGUACCACUGUGACAUUACCAAAAUUGCCUCCAUCUUCACUGGCCAAGUGGAUGGACUCUCCUCCACCAACUUACUGUCAGCAACAGCUCAGUGACUGACACUGUACUGCUGCUAGUGGGAAAAAAAAAAUGGAAAAAAAACAACAGAUCCCUGUGGGCAUCUUUCUAUAAGACAACUAGUUCUCUCUCUAACUUGACAUGACUUCAGAAAAUACUAACACCAUAUAGAGAAUGUGUUUAUUUUCUCAGUAUGAAAACAGCAAACCCUUUUAGUACACUGUCAUGAGAAAAAGAUUUUAAACCAUACAGCAUAUGUCCAUGUAUUGCAGGCAUUCGAUCCAACAAUAAAUACUCUUUAUUGGCUUGUAUCAAA
Archocentrus centrarchus (flier cichlid) is the source of this 1701-nucleotide messenger RNA. It is a transcript of the gene p2rx2, whose product is annotated as purinergic receptor P2X, ligand-gated ion channel, 2. The transcript is spliced from 12 exons. Gene Ontology annotation, cellular component: signaling receptor complex; plasma membrane. The record is from RefSeq and is a predicted model, not a curated record. Lineage: Eukaryota; Metazoa; Chordata; Actinopteri; Cichliformes; Cichlidae. Gene Ontology annotation, biological process: calcium ion transmembrane transport; response to ATP. The coding region runs from base 94 to 1341 and encodes 415 amino acids. Gene Ontology annotation, molecular function: extracellularly ATP-gated monoatomic cation channel activity; purinergic nucleotide receptor activity; ATP binding.